GCGAUCAAAGAGUCGAGAGGAUAAUCUGUAAUCAUAACCAGAUCACAGAGAGUGAGAAGAAAUGGCGAUCACACUCAACAGUGGAUUCAAAAUGCCCAUUAUCGGAUUGGGUGUAUGGCGUAUGGAGGGUAAAGAUAUCAAAGAUCUUAUCAUCAAUGCCAUCAAAAUCGGAUAUCGCCAUUUCGAUUGUGCUGCCGAUUAUCAAAAUGAAGUGGAAGUCGGGGAGGCACUAGCCGAGGCAUUUAAGACCGGAUUAGUGAAGAGGGAGGAUCUCUUCGUUACGACAAAGCUAUGGAACUCUGACCAUGGACAUGUUGUGGAGGCUUGUAAAGCCAGCUUGAAAAAGCUGCAGCUCGACUAUUUGGAUCUCUUCCUUGUUCACUUUCCCAUUGCAACAAAGCACACUGGAAUUGGCACAACCGCUAGUGCAUUGGAUGAAGAUGGUGUUUUGGACAUCGACACUACCAUUUCCUUGGAGACUACAUGGCAUGCUAUGGAAGAAACUGUCUCCAUGGGCUUGGUUCGCAGCAUCGGGAUAAGCAACUACGACAUUUACUUGACCAGAGAUUGCUUAGCUUACUCGAAAAUUAAACCUGCUGUAAAUCAAAUUGAAACACAUCCAUACUUCCAGCGUGAGUCUCUUGUUAAGUUCUGCCAGAAACACGGAAUUGCUAUCACGGCCCACACCCCUCUUGGAGGUUCAGUGGCUAAUACAGAGUGGUUCGGUUCAGUUUCUUGCUUGGAUGAUCCAGAUCUCAAAGCCUUAGCAGAGAAAUACAAGAAGACCGUGGCUCAAGUGGUUCUCCGGUGGGGCAUACAAAGAAACACCAUCAUCAUCCCUAAAUCAUCAAAGAGCGAGCGACUUGAAGAGAAUUUCAAAGUGUUCGACUUUGAGUUGAGCAAAGAAGAUAUGGAGCUCAUCAAGAACAAGGAUCGGAAAUACCGAACCAAUAACCCUAGCAAGUUUUGGGGCAUCGAUCUUUAUGCUUGAACUUUAGCCAACCAUAUUUUCUCAACAUUCGCUUGUUUUUUUAUGGGAGACCGUAAGCGUACGGAAACCUUCCGAAGCCAACUGUAUGUGGUUUUCUAAGUCGUGUUUGUGAUCCGAAUAACAUUUUCUUCCUAGUUAACGGAUUACUAGGAUUUGAUCUUGAUGUCGUUUUCUAGUAAGUUAUCGUUUUCUAGUACUUUCGUCAAUUGAGGAAUUUUUGAU
This is a messenger RNA of Cynara cardunculus var. scolymus (artichoke), 1213 nucleotides long. Its product is annotated as NADP-dependent D-sorbitol-6-phosphate dehydrogenase. The record is from RefSeq and is a predicted model, not a curated record. Gene Ontology annotation, molecular function: aldose-6-phosphate reductase (NADPH) activity. The transcript has 6 exons. Lineage: Eukaryota; Viridiplantae; Streptophyta; Magnoliopsida; Asterales; Asteraceae. The coding region runs from base 62 to 991 and encodes 309 amino acids.